AUGCCUUCCAUGUUUAAGAUGAUGGCCAAGUCCCUUGUCAGAGAGGCGGGCAAGAAGGAUCUGAAUCCAGUCAACAGCCUCAGCAGCUCCCCCCGAUUCCGGCCUUUCUGUCUGUUGAGGAAAAGGAGUAAGAAGCACAAGUGUUGGAGCAAAAAAUUCACUUGUACUGAAUUCUCCCUCAUGGAUAUUUUGGAACCAAACUACCCAGUCCCAGAAGUGAGUCAGGAAAGACGUUUCUACUUCUGGAACAAAGUGAAUGGGAAGUUGAAGGGUGGUUUGAGCAUGGACGAAAUAAUAAGAAUGGAUGCAUAUGCUGGUGCUGAACAGUCCCGAAGCUCCUACCUGGUCAUGCAGAUACUUACUGUCUCUCACCAGACAUGGAGAGCUCUGCAGAUGGAAAGGAAACUGGUAAAUCCAGAACCCUCCUUCAUCAGGGAGCUGCGGAGCCGAGGAGAGGACCUAUAUGUGGUGAUAGAGGCCAUGGAGCUCCUGAAUUCUCCUGUGCUGGAGACCAGUAUCAAUUUGGAGGGUGCUGGAAAGAUUUCCGUCCCUGAAACAAAUGUCGAGGGUCAGGGUCAAGGGGUCAGAGAAAAACAGAAGUUCAUGACUGUCCCUCCAGGGAGUAUUGUGGCUUAUCGGGCUGCAAAGCUGAAUAUCUCAGAGAACAAAUGGGACUUAGAGAAUGAAGUCAUGCCAGAUAUGAGACAUGAAUUGCACAUUCAGCCUGGCCAAUAUGAGGAUACCCAGCAGGAAUCUGAAAUCGCUAGGCCAUGUGAUUCAGAGGAUGAAUCCACAUCAGGUCUUCAAAGUCUCCAAGAAAAGACAACCUCCAUGAAGAAAAAGCUGAAUAAGUUGCCUAGAGAGCAGUGGUCCAUCUUGCUUUGUGCCCUGCAAGACCUACUAGGAAACAGAAUGGCAUUACAGGAGUUAGAGGCCAUGCUGAGUCAGGCCCUCAAAACAAGGAAGUUGGGAAAGUUGGAAGGCCCUGGAAGCACCAUCCUACAGUGCCUUCAAGACGACUCAGGUUCGCCAAUGGACAGUCCCAUCACUGGCCUCCUGUAUGUCCUUAGAGACUUAGCAGUCCUAACUGACAGCCAACAUCAAUUGCUAGCCCAAUCCCUGGAGAAGAAGAUCUUGCCUCAGCAGCUAGACCUGGUGAGAAGCAUCCUGAAGGCAAACUUCAAUCAGUGCCAGAGAGGUUCCUUCUCCAUUCAGCCCGAGUCGCUCUCCCUGCUCUGGGGAGAGAAUCUAGACAUCACCCUGGGUCUUGUGGAACAGUGUAGUCUGGAGCUACAAAGGCUUGAUCUCCAGCUUGCCUGGGAUCAAGAUGCACAGAUUCUGCUCUCUGCACUCUAUGGGGCUCUCUCAUGCCUUCAGUGA
Molecule: messenger RNA, 1380 nt
Organism: Trichosurus vulpecula (common brushtail)
Lineage: Eukaryota; Metazoa; Chordata; Mammalia; Diprotodontia; Phalangeridae
Product: gasdermin-C-like
Exons: 11
Coding region: 1-1380 (459 amino acids)
Biological process (GO): defense response to bacterium; pyroptotic inflammatory response
Molecular function (GO): phosphatidylserine binding; phosphatidylinositol-4,5-bisphosphate binding; phosphatidylinositol-4-phosphate binding
Source: RefSeq, a predicted model, not a curated record